Messenger RNA from Sesamum indicum (sesame), 2982 nucleotides. It is a transcript of the gene OTP84, whose product is annotated as Tetratricopeptide repeat (TPR)-like superfamily protein. The record is from RefSeq and is a predicted model, not a curated record. Gene Ontology annotation, molecular function: protein binding; zinc ion binding; RNA binding. Gene Ontology annotation, biological process: RNA modification. NCBI's taxonomy places the organism in Eukaryota, Viridiplantae, Streptophyta, Magnoliopsida, Lamiales, Pedaliaceae.
GACUGUUAUUUACUUUUGGGGUCUUGUUUGAAGCAAGAUCCUAAGUUUGAUCCAAAUUUGUGGUAUAUAGUAUAGUUUAAAUGGUGUUUUUGGAAGACCCCACAUCCCACUUUUGUAUUCAACAUUUGAAGCUUUCUUUGUGUUGGUUUUUCUCUAAUUACAAGAGAAGCCUCACCAUUUUCCUCUCACUUCCAUUCGCUUACUACUCCCAAGUGAUUGUAUUCUUCAUCGCCUACUCCAUCAUGUCCCUGUCCCCCUGGACAUGCUCUCUUCUUUCUCCUCCCUCACUUUCUCUCUCUAAUUCCCCCCAAACCCAGACUCCCCCACCACUCCUUCCCGACCCCACUCGCUCCAAGCGCUCAUGGGUCGAAUCCCUUCGCUCCCUCACCCGCUCUAACUCCUUUCCACAAGCCAUUACCACUUUCAUUCAGAUGCAGGUCUCCGGCGUCCUACCCGAUAAUUUCGCUUUCCCCGCAGUCUUGAAGGCCGCCACUGCCCUUCAAGACUUGCCUUUAGGAAAACAGAUUCAUGCCUCUGUUGUUAAGCUCGGCUAUGAUUCUCUCUCCGUCACUGUUGCCAAUACACUUUUGCAUAUGUAUGGUCGAUGUGGGGAUGAUGUCUGCCAAGUUUUUAAGGUAUUCGAUAGAAUUCCCCAGAGGGACCAAGUUUCUUGGAACUCCUUGAUAAAUGCUUUAUGUAAAUUCGAGGAAUGGGAGUUAGCUUUAGAAUCUUUUCGCUUAAUGGGAUUGGAGGGCAUCGACCCUAGUUCUUUUACUUUGGUAAGUGUAGCUCUUGCCUGCAGUAACUUGAAUAAGCACGAUGGAUUAAGGCUGGGAAAGCAGGUUCAUGGGUAUACUCUGAGAAUCAAUGAACAAAAGACCUUUACAAACAAUUCUUUGAUGGCAAUGUAUGCAAAACUAGGGAGAAUUGAUGACGCUAAGAUUGUGUUCGAGAGGUUUGCUCAACGUGACAUGGUUUCUUGGAACACAGUUAUUAGUGCAUUUUCCCAAAAUGAUAGGUUCUAUGAAGCAUUGGAGUACUUCAGUUGUAUGAAAGACCAAGGAUUUCAGCCUGAUGGUGUCACAUUUUCAAGUGUGCUUCCUGCAUGUUCCCAUAUGGAGUUGUUGGAUCUUGGAAAAGAAAUCCAUGCUUAUGUGAUCAGGAAUGAUGAUUUUGUGUGGAACUCCUUUGUGGCCAGUGCUUUGGUAGACAUGUAUUGCAACUGUAAACAAGUCAUAAGUGGGCGUAGAGUUUUUGAUGGUUCACAAGAUCGGAGGCUUGGACUCUGGAACGCCAUGCUUGCUGGUUAUGCCCAGAAUGGGUUUUAUACAGAGGCAGUGAUGUUAUUUAUGAAACUGGUUGCUGUCCCGGAUCUUUUCCCGAACCCAACCACAAUGGCUAGCGUUCUGCCAGCUUGUGUCCAUUGUGAAGCUUUUGCAGAUAAAGAGGCUAUGCAUGGGUAUGUUUUGAAGUUGGGUCUUGGAAGGGACAGAUAUGUGCAAAAUGCAUUAAUGGACUUGUACUCUAGGAUAGGACGGAUAGAAAACUCAAAGUAUAUAUUUGACAAUAUGGCGAGUAAGGAUAUUGUGUCUUGGAACACGAUGAUAACUGGUUACGUGGUUUGUGGUUACCAUGAAGACGCCCUAAUUUUGCUGCAUGAAAUGCAAAUAACUGGAGGGACAAGUGAAGAGAAUGAUGACUUUGAUAAUAAUUUCAAGGUCUCAUUUAAACCUAAUUCAGUAACACUCAUGACCAUCCUUCCUGCUUGUGCUGCUCUAGCAGCUCUAACAAAAGGAAAAGAGAUUCAUGCUUAUGCCAUUAGGAAUGCACUAGAAUCCGAUGUGGCAGUUGGAAGUGCAUUGGUUGAUAUGUAUGCCAAGUGUGGUUGCUUAGAUAUGGCUAGAGGAGUUUUUGAGAGCAUGCGUAACAGAAAUGUAAUAACAUGGAAUGUUAUCAUUAUGGCUUACGGGAUGCAUGGAGAAGGAGAAGAGGCCUUGGCACUUUUUAAGAGGAUGGUGGCUGAAAGGACCAGAGGUGGAGAAGUGAUGCCAAAUGGGGUUACAUUUAUUGCAGUUUUUGCAGCAUGCAGUCACUCUGGGAUGGUUGACGAAGGCCAACAGUUGUUCCAGAGUAUGAAAGAGAGCUACGGAGUUGAGCCUAAUGCUGAUCAUUACGCUUGUGUAGUCGACUUGCUUGGUCGAGCAGGUCGGCUGGAUGAAGCAUUUGAAAUCAUCAACUCCAUGCCUACUGGACUCGACAAGGUAGGGGCAUGGAGUAGUUUGCUCGGUGCUUGUAGGAUCUACCAAAAUGUGCAGCUAGGGGAAAUUUCAGCCCUUAAACUGCUAGAGUUUGAACCAACCGUUGCUAGCCAUUAUGUUUUACUUUCUAAUAUCUAUUCUUCGGUUGGGCUUUGGGAAAAAGCUAAUGAAGUUCGGAAAAACAUGAAGGAAAUGGGGGUAAGGAAAGAACCCGGAUGCAGUUGGAUUGAAUGUGGUGAUGAGGUUCAUAAGUUCUUGGCUGGAGACACGUCACACCCCCAAAGCGAGCAGCUGUACGAGUUUCUCAGCGAUUUAUUUACCAGAAUGAAGAAGGAAGGGUAUGUGCCGGACACAUCUUGCGUUCUUCACAAUGUUGAUGAGCAAGAAAAGGAAAACUUAUUGUGCGGACACAGUGAAAGAUUGGCAAUUGCUUUUGGUCUCCUUAAUACCCCUCCUGGGACAACUAUUCGGGUGGCCAAGAAUCUGAGAGUUUGCAACGACUGUCAUUCUGCUACAAAAUUUAUCUCUAAGAUUGUAGAUAGGGAGAUUGUAGUGAGGGAUGUGAGGAGAUUCCAUCAUUUCAAAGAUGGAGCUUGCUCUUGUGGGGAUUACUGGUGAGGUAUAUUUAGGCAUUGAAGAUGGAGAUAUGGAUGUUGUUGUAAUAUACUGAUUAUUCAAAUACCAUUAUUUAACACGUAUGGAGAUGAUGAAUGACUUUAUAUUC